Molecule: messenger RNA, 1646 nt
Organism: Gavia stellata (red-throated loon)
Lineage: Eukaryota; Metazoa; Chordata; Aves; Gaviiformes; Gaviidae
Gene: SOCS6
Product: suppressor of cytokine signaling 6
Exons: 1
Coding region: 34-1638 (534 amino acids)
Biological process (GO): protein ubiquitination; phosphatidylinositol phosphate biosynthetic process; intracellular signal transduction
Cellular component (GO): phosphatidylinositol 3-kinase complex
Molecular function (GO): 1-phosphatidylinositol-3-kinase regulator activity
Source: RefSeq, a predicted model, not a curated record
CUGCUGAUCAGCCGGACUUGGUAACUUGUCAUAAUGAAGAAAAUUAGUCUUAAAACAAUUCGCAAGUCCUUUAAUUUAAAUAAAAGUAAAGAUGAAAGCGACUUUGUAGUGGUUCAACAGCCAUCAUUAAGUGAAUUUGGAAAAGAUGACUCCUUGUUUGGCAGCUGCUAUGGUAAAGAUUUGGCUAGCUGCGAAGUCAAUAAUGAAGAUGAAAAAGGAGGCAAAAACAGAUCAAAAAGUGAAAGCUUAAUGGGUACGUUAAAAAGGAGGCUUUCAGCAAAACAAAAACAGAAAGGCAAAGGCAGCACACCAUCUGUAAGCUCUGCAGAUGAUGACACUUUUUCGUCCUCAUCUGCUCCAAUAACCUUCAAAGACGUGCGAGCUCAAAGACCUCUGAGAUCCACUUCCCUCCGUAAUCACCAUUACAGUCCAACUCCGUGGCCCCUUCGACCUACAAAUUCAGAAGAGACUUGCAUCAAAAUGGAAGUGAAAGUCAAGGCCUUGGUCCAUUCCUCUAAUCCAAGCCCAGCACUGAAUGGUGUUCGAAAGGACUUCCAUGACUUGCAGUCAGACAACGUGUUCCAGGAACAAAACAAUGCAUUAAAAAAUACGGAAUCUCAGAAUGGGGACUUGCAUCUUCAUAUUGAUGAACAUGUGCCUGUAGUUAUUGGAUUAAUGCCUCAGGACUACAUUCAGUAUACUGUGCCUUUAGAUGAGGGAAUGUAUCCUUUGGAAGGAUCACGUAGUUAUUGUCUGGAUAGUUCCUCACCCAUGGAAGUUUCAACUGUUUCUUCUCAAGUGGGGGGAAAUGCUUUCCACGAAGAAGAGAGCCAAGUGGAUCAGGAUGUAGUUGUUGCACCGGAUAUCUUUGUGGACCAGACAGUGAAUGGUUUGUUGAUUGGUACCACGGGAGUCAUGUUACAAAGCCCAAGAGUUAAUCACAGCGAUGUCCCUCCACUCUCACCUUUGCUACCUCCAAUGCAGAAUAAUCAAAUCCAAAGGAACUUCAAUGGAUUGAAUGGCACAGAUGCCCACGUGGCUGAAAGUAUGCGCUGCCAUUUGAAUUUUGAUCCUAACAGUGCCCCUGGAGUUGGAAGAGUUUAUGAUUCUGUACAGAACAGCGGUCCUAUGGUUGUGACAAGUCUCACAGAAGAACUGAAAAAACUUGCAAAACAAGGAUGGUACUGGGGCCCCAUUACACGUUGGGAAGCAGAGGGAAAAUUAGCUAAUGUGCCUGAUGGCUCGUUUCUCGUUCGAGAUAGUUCUGAUGAUCGUUAUCUUUUAAGUUUGAGUUUUCGUUCCCAUGGGAAAACUCUUCACACUAGAAUCGAACACUCAAAUGGUAGGUUUAGCUUUUAUGAACAACCAGAUGUGGAGGGACAUACAUCUAUAGUUGACUUAAUUGAACAUUCAAUCAGGGACUCUGAAAAUGGAGCUUUCUGCUAUUCAAGAUCCCGACUGCCUGGAUCUGCAACUUACCCAGUGAGACUGACAAAUCCAGUAUCUCGGUUUAUGCAGGUGCGUUCUUUACAAUACCUGUGUCGUUUUGUAAUACGUCAGUACACCAGAAUAGACCUGAUUCAGAAACUGCCUUUGCCAAACAAAAUGAAGGAUUAUUUACAGGAAAAGCACUACUGAAAGCUUAU